Spirodela intermedia is the source of this 3793-nucleotide messenger RNA. NCBI's taxonomy places the organism in Eukaryota, Viridiplantae, Streptophyta, Magnoliopsida, Alismatales, Araceae. The record is from the annotation of a GenBank genome assembly.
AUGUUCGUCACAUCUGUACAGGCCGAGGAGAAAUUUAUUACGGAAAACGGAUUACCUUCAGGGACAAAUCUCGAGACCAGCCCUAGUGAUUGCUCGAAAGCAUACGGUGCAUCUGUUACAGAGUGCGAAAAACAGAUUCAAAAAUCCAAUUAUACAGUACAAGUGAAGGGGUCAAAUUUGUUUCUUCAAAAAAUUCAGUCGUCAGUGCCUUCCUCUUCAUGCAGUAUUGGAGAGAGAGAACUUCCAUUGAAUCUUCUAGAUGACCAUAAAAAUGGAUUGGAAAGCGGUUUAUCAUGCGGCAAUUUUCAAAGUUCAGAGCAGCAUGAAGCCGCGGAACACUUAGAACCCCAUAUACUGGAGAAGGAACGGGAUACACUUAGUUCAUUUGAUCUUCCAAGUAAGUUCUAGCUUUAUGAUCAUCAAGAUGUGAUGCAUAUAUUUUUUUUAAUUUUCUACCUUGGUUGAUGGUAUUCUUGAAACCUCAUUAAUGUCAAUCACUAUGCUACUUCUUUGGGAUACUAUAAUCUUACCUGUUUGACCUGAAAGAUAGGAUUUCAAGUACCAGUGCUGAAAAAAAAUUCUGUGAAUGCAGAUGACAAGGAUUUCCACAAAGAGUGUGGAUCAGAACUAAUCCAUAAAAGUGAUUCCCGACUGCAUGUAAACAAUGCAAAUAAAUCAAAAUAUGGGAUUAUUGAUAAAGAAUCUCCUAACCGUGACUUUGCUGGAGGAAAAGUAGACUGCGGCAUUAGAAAAGAGCUUCAGCUAUGUGAUCUUGAUGAGGAGUAUGAAGUAUUUGAUUUGAGGAUCAUUCACAAAAAGAAUAGGUUUAAUCCAAAUCUUUCAAUGCUUCUUGUUGUCAAGUUUCAUUUAUUGAGAUUGGAGAUGACUAUGUAUUUACCCUAUUUAACAUUUUUCAGGACUGGUUUUGAGGAAAAUAAAGAUUUUCCUAUAGCUAUGAACUCUAUUAUAGCAGGCAGGUACUGUGUCACUGAACAUCUUGGCUCAGCCACCUUUAGCAAGGUUAUUCAAGCACACGAUCUCCUGACAGGAAUGGACGUCUGUUUAAAAAUAAUAAAAAAUGACAAGGAUUUCUUUGAUCAGAGCCUGGAUGAGAUCAAGCUCUUAAAGCUUGUGAACAAGCACGAUCCUGCUGAUGAACACCAUAUUCUGCGCCUUUAUGACUACUUCUAUUAUCAGGUACAUGAUUCAAGAACUGGGCUUAUCUCAAGUUGCAUAUUUUGAGAAUUUCUAGACACGCUUUUUGUUUCUCUGAUAAUUUCUCAUUGAACACUAAAAAUACCUCUUUAUUCCUCAGAACGAAAGCCUAUUUAUAUCUUUGAAUGUGCUCACGGACUUACAUCCACUUGACGUGUGAUUAUGUCACACCACUUUUUGUUCCAUGUCCAUACCAUGGCUUAAUAUAAUGGCUGCUGCUUUAUGGUAAGGAUGACAGAGUUGGUUAUGGGAUAUAAAUAUACAUCGGUUGCACGUGACUACGGCUUCAUGUAGAGAUGGAAUUUAAGGAAUUCAGAGUGGAGAUGUUGACACUUGUAUGAUUUAUCACGUGGUGCUAUACUUGAUCUUUCGCUUCGGUGAGAUCUUUGUGUCGCUGUCCGGUUAAUCUCAUGGUGGAACAUUAUUUUUUCCAAAUUUAUGAAGAUUUUCCCCUUGCCUCAAUUCUGUAAGAAAGACAGAUAAAUUACAUGGAUGAAAACAGACGCAGUCCCUGCAGGAUAAAUGUUCUAUGCCAAAAACACAAAGAUUGAUUCAUGAUAAAAUAAGGAAGCAUAACAAGAGUGAAGGUGCGCUUUUCUUAAACUAUCGAUUCAUCUUUUCAUCUUUUGGAAACAUUAAGAGAUUAUUGCAAUAUUUAGUUGGGUGUACCCGUUCAAACUAAGGCUUUUAGAAUUGAUGGGUUUUAUUCGGCACAAAUGAAUGACAUUACUGUUACCAUCAAUUAAAUGCGCGAUUUAUCCAUUUCUGGCAUUUUUUUUUUCUGGAAAAAUAAUCGAAUUGGCAUCGUCUUCAUUAAUGUGGCUAUUUAUUUUUCAGAGGCAUCAGUUUUACGCUCUUUCAUAGAAAUAUGUAAACUAUCAAUUCUGUUUCGCAUUUCCUUUCAUAUCUACCGAACUCGUAUAAAAGUAUUUUCUUAAAUUGGAGGUAAUGAAUGGUUUUUUUGGGACGUGGCUCAUCUUGAACUGCUAAUGUUUUUCUGGCAAUGUGCAGGAGCAUCUUUUCAUAGUUUGUGAGCUUCUUCGAGCAAAUCUCUAUGAGUUUCAAAAGUUAAAUGAGGAAUCUGGAGGAGAAAUCUACUUCACAUUGUCUAGAAUACAGGUUCGUUUGGUAUAUUAACUGAAACAAAUUUCUGAGAAUUGAUAAAAAUCUACUAAGAUAUAUGGCUACGUAUGCAUACGUAUGGUAUGUAAAAUUAAUUUCUUAGAAUUAAAAAAUUCACGUUUCCUGGAAUUAUCAUGCAUCCUCAUAGUAUUAAAUAAGUUUCUAAGAUAUAUUACCGACGAGAUUUUGAACGGAAAAUACUCCUAAAUAUAUGUAAUGUUUUUUAGUUCAAGUCAAACAAGAAAUAAUGACACUGGACCUUCCAUCUCUUUCUCCUCAGAAAAUAGCUCGGCAGUGCUUGGAGGGUUUGGAGUUCUUGCACAGUCUGAGUAUAAUUCACUGCGAUUUAAAGCCCGAAAAUAUUCUGAUCAAAAGCUACAGAAGGUGUAAGAUUAAGAUAAUUGAUCUUGGCAGCAGCUGCUUUCGGACUGACAACCUGUGUCUGUAUGUGCAAUCUCGAUCCUACCGGGCUCCCGAAGUCAUCCUCGGCCUCCCCUACGAUGAAAAGAUCGAUAUCUGGUCUCUUGGUUGCGUCCUGGCCGAGCUUUUCACCGGUGAGGUACGCGGGCCCUGUUUAUAUACCUCUUAAGAUGAAUCUAUAUCAGUCCAUGCGGCUAUUUUUCUUUGGACAGUUCGGCCAUCUGAUGCAAUAUUUUCCUUUUUCCUGUUAUAAUUGGAUGAACCGGGGCAGCCAUGUUCAGAGUCUUAUUCAUGUAGAUCAUUAAUCUUAUUAGAGAAUUUCCACUUCUUCUCGUAUGUUUUGGUGACUGUUUCAUCUGUGCCGAAGAUCUGAACCCGCCAUCUUCAUGAACUUUCAUGGCAUUUCUCGACUGGGUAACUUCAAUCAGAUCAGGAAUUUAACAGGAAGAACCGAAUAUGUUCUUAUCUCUGAUCUAUGUAAUUUAUGCACCAAGUUAACACACUUUCCCGGCUGAUUUGUGGCAGGUCCUCUUCCCAAAUCAUGAAGCGGCCCUGUUGCUCUCCCGGAUGAUCGAAAUCUUCGGUCCAAUGGACUCGGAGAUGCUCGACCUGGGGAAGGAGACCCACAAGUACUUCACAGAUGACCGCGUCCUCUACCGCAAGAACGAGGUUCCUAUGCCAUUCCCCCCUGUUCACAUACCUCACUUUCCCUCCGCUGAUUCACGCUUUGCUUUGACCCAAAUUGACCCGCGUGCUCAAGAACUAGUCUGAGUUCCUCAGAACAGAAAUCUUUUUCUGACUGUGACCCGUGAUGCUUCCCCACGGUAGAACUCACAGUCUCCCCUCCCCCUUUUUCGACUCGCAGGAGACGGAUCGAGUGGAGCGCAUAACCCCCGGGAGGUCAACGCUGUCAAGCCACCUCGGAAGCUCCGACCUACCGUUCAUCGGGUUCCUCGGCUACCUGCUUCAGAUGAACCCCCAAAAGAGACCCACCGCGGAGCAGGCAUUGCAGCAUCCCUGGCUCUCACAUCUCUAG